Messenger RNA from Zychaea mexicana, 1258 nucleotides. RefSeq lists its product as uncharacterized. Gene Ontology annotation, molecular function: D-amino-acid oxidase activity; FAD binding. The transcript is spliced from 9 exons. Lineage: Eukaryota; Fungi; Mucoromycota; Mucoromycetes; Mucorales; Lichtheimiaceae. Bases 77 to 1132 code for a protein of 351 amino acids. The record is from RefSeq and is a predicted model, not a curated record.
CUGGUUUUCUCUCAAUAAGGUCGGGAAAAAGAAGAAGAAGAAUCGCUCCUUUUCUGCAAUCACCGUGGCUAACACAAUGUCAAAAAGAGUCGUCGUCAUUGGUGCAGGUGUUGUUGGCCUAUCUACCGCCUUGGCCUUGCAACAAAAGGGUUUCCGUGUUACGGUACUUGCGAAAUGGUUGCCAGGUGACAUGCACAUUGAGUAUACAUCGCCAUGGGCAGGUGCUCACUGGAGAACCAUGGCACCUAACUCAAACAAACUUUUGCAAGAGUUUGAUGCCGUGACCUAUCGUAAAUGGAUGGAAUUUUCAGAAACUCUUCCACACGAGACGGGCAUCAUGGUGGUCCCUAGCACUGAUUACUUUGAUGAAUUGACACCUGAUACAAAAACACCUUGGUUCCAAAAUCUGGUCAAGAAUUUCGAAUUUGUUCCUGAAAAUGAAUUGCCUCCAGGUGCAAAAAUAGGCUAUCGAUAUACAACAAUGGUGGUCAAUGCUCCUCAUUACUUGCACUGGCUCCAGCAUCAGUUCAAAUCAGCCGGCGGUAUUAUAGUACGCCGCAGAUUGCUUCAUAUUCGUGAUGCUUUUGAACUUGACGAUGGAUGGGGAGCGGUCGAUGCAGUUGUCAACUGUACAGGCUUGGGUGCUCGCUACCUAGGAGGAGUUGCCGAUACCACAGUAUACCCUACUCGUGGGCAGACAGUGAUCGCAUAUGCACCCCAUGUCAAGGAAACAAUAACACAUCUCGGAUCGAACGACAUUACAUACAUCAUUCCUCGUUCGGACGGUACAGUUGUGCUAGGUGGCACCGCAAAUAAGCAUGAUUUUAAUCCAAACGCAGAAAAGGCAACCAUAAACUCUAUCCUGACGCGCACUGAAAGGCUGUUUCCAAAGCUGACUGAAGGAGGAUCCAAACCCAUCCAAUUAGUACGUAAUGGUGUCGGUCUUCGCCCAUCUAGAGUUGACGGCCCACGCAUCGAAAGCGAAAUUUAUAGAAAAUCUAACGGUCAGGAAAUGUCGGUUGUCCAUGCAUAUGGCCAUGGAGGUUUUGGAUACCAAUCCAGCUGGGGGGCUGCUCAAUACACAUCUGAGCUUGUCCACAAAACAUUGAAUAAUCAUGAGGCGAAAUUAUAAUUUGUGUAUUAGUUCAAAAAUUAUGUACUAGAUAGUAGCUUUGUAAUAUGAUGAUUCGUUUGUUUUGGCGAGGGAAUGUUCAAGGACUCAAUAAAAGGUUCCAAGGUCUUGUUAAAGUUUAGGGAG